Molecule: messenger RNA, 984 nt
Organism: Arabis nemorensis
Lineage: Eukaryota; Viridiplantae; Streptophyta; Magnoliopsida; Brassicales; Brassicaceae
Source: the annotation of a GenBank genome assembly
AUGGCUACGGUUGUGUCUCACCAAGCGAUUGGGUCUAUUGUCUCUCAAAGACCUUUCAAUUUCAAAGCUUCACAGUUUCUAAAGGAGCUUCCUUUGAAUAAUCCGAUGAAGUUUAGACAAAAAAGAUUCAAGAUCGAAGCAACUGCUUCUCAGAUUCCUGUUUUUGAGCCUGUUUUGUCUCCUUCCAAGAACAUAACUCAUGAAUCCAAGAAAAAAUCAAAUGAAGCAGCUUUGAUAUUGAUUAGGCAUGGAGAAUCGUUAUGGAACGAGAAGAAUCUGUUUACGGGUUGUGUUGAUGUGCCAUUGACUGAGAAAGGUGUGGCUGAAGCUAUUGAAGCAGGGAAGAGGAUUAGCAACAUACCUGUCGAUUUGAUCUUCACAUCGUCUUUAAUCCGUGCGCAGAUGACUGCAAUGCUCGCCAUGACUCAGCAUCGACGCAAGAAGGUGCCGAUUAUCUUGCACGAUGAGAGCGAAAAGGCGCAAACUUGGAGUCAUGUUUUCAGCGAAGAAACUAGGAAACAAUCUAUCCCGGUUAUAGCGGCUUGGCAACUGAAUGAGAGAAUGUAUGGAGAGUUGCAGGGUUUGAACAAGGAAGAAACAGCGGAAAGAUAUGGGAAACAGCAAGUUCACGAAUGGCGUAGGAGUUACCACAUUCCCCCUCCUAAAGGCGAGAGCUUGGAGAUGUGCGCUGAGAGAGCUGUGGCUUAUUUUGAAGACAAUAUUGAACCAGAGCUUGCAUUUGGAAACAAUGUAUUGAUUGCUGCUCACGGGAACUCAUUGCGAUCUAUCAUUAUGUAUCUUGACAAACUAACAUCUCAGGAGGUUACAAGCUUAGAGCUAUCGACGGGUUUACCAUUACUCUACAUCUACAAAGACAGAAAAUUCAUGAGACGAGGAAGCCCGGUCGGUCCUACAGAAGCCGGUGUCUAUGCUUACACUAAGAGAUUGGCACAAUACAGACAGAAGCUUGAUGAGACCCUCUAA